Podospora anserina S mat+ is the source of this 1800-nucleotide messenger RNA. RefSeq lists its product as uncharacterized. Gene Ontology annotation, molecular function: carbohydrate:proton symporter activity. Gene Ontology annotation, cellular component: membrane. The transcript is spliced from 4 exons. Gene Ontology annotation, biological process: carbohydrate transport; transmembrane transport. The coding region runs from base 1 to 1800 and encodes 599 amino acids. The record is from RefSeq and is a predicted model, not a curated record. Lineage: Eukaryota; Fungi; Ascomycota; Sordariomycetes; Sordariales; Podosporaceae.
AUGGGCGGAGCCGACGCCGGCGCAGGCGCAUUCUACGAUGCAGCCCUCCACAAGCGCGAGACCCUGAUGGGCAAAUCUGGACCUUCGGCCCUGAUCAAGAACUUCAGGGUGUUCCGCAUCGCGCUGUUUGCCUGCAUUGGUGGUGUGCUGUAUGGGUACAACCAGGGGAUGUUUAGUGGCAUUCUGGCCAUGCCGGCUUUUGAACGACGUAUUUGCCUACUUUCUCCUCCCCCUGUUUUCCAACCAACUCAUGCUAACCACAGGUUGGAUGUAGACAUGGGCGAGUACGUGACCGACUCAACCAAGAAGGGGUGGCUAACUGCCAUUCUCGAGCUCGGCGCCUGGAUCGGGACGCUUCUCUCUGGUUUUAUUGCCGAGGUUUUGUCGAGAAAGUAUUCGGUUCUGGUUGCUAGUGCGGUUUUUAUGCUUGGGGUGGUGAUUCAGGCUACGGCGAUUACGGGGGUGGGACAUGAUGCCAUUCUGGCGGGGAGGUUUAUUACGGGUAUGGGUGUUGGUUCGUUGGCGAUGAUUAUCCCCAUUUACAACAGCGAGGUGGCUCCCCCCGAGGUGAGAGGUGCGCUUGUAGCGACGCAGCAGUUGGCGAUCUGCUUUGGGAUCAUGAUUUCCUUUUGGAUUGACUACGGCACCAACUUCAUCGGCGGCACCUCGGCCGAAACCCAAUCCGACGCCGCCUGGCUCACCCCCAUCUGCCUCCAGCUCGCCCCGGCAGUGAUCCUCUUCGUCGGCAUGAUCUUCAUGCCCUUCUCCCCCCGCUGGCUCGUCCACCACGGGCGUGAGGAAGAAGCCCGCCAGGUCCUCUCCUCCCUCCGAGGACUCUCGCCAGACCACGAGCUGGUCGAGCUCGAAUUCCUUGAAAUCAAGGCCCAGUCCCUCUUUGAAAAGAGAAGCGUCGCGGAACUGUUUCCCAACCUGCGCGAGCAGACAGCCUGGAAUAUCUUCAAGCUCCAGUUCGUCAGCAUCAAGAAACUGUUCCAGACCCGGGCGAUGUUCAAGAGGGUGGUAGUGGCGACGGUGACGAUGUUUUUCCAGCAGUGGAGCGGGAUCAAUGCCGUGUUGUACUACGCACCCUCGAUUUUCAAACAGCUCGGCCUGGAUGAUACUUCCACCUCGCUUCUUGCCACGGGUGUGGUUGGGAUUGUGAUGUUUAUUGCGACCAUCCCGGCGGUUUUGUGGAUCGAUCGCGUAGGGCGCAAGCCGGUGUUGACUGUUGGCGCGAUUGGCAUGGCGACAUGCCAUAUCAUCAUCGCGGUCAUUGUCGCGAAGAAUAUCGACCAGUGGGAGAGUCACAAGGCGGCUGGUUGGGCAGCCGUGUGCAUGGUCUGGCUGUUUGUUAUCCACUUUGGCUACUCGUGGGGACCAUGCGCGUGGAUCAUCGUCGCCGAGAUCUGGCCGUUGAGCACGAGGCCGUAUGGUGUCGCGUUGGGGGCGUCGAGCAACUGGAUGAAUAACUUUAUUGUUGGGCAAGUCACGCCCGAUAUGCUGGAGGGAAUUACCUACGGGACGUAUAUCCUCUUUGGUAUCCUGACGUACAUGGGAGCGGCGUUUGUGUGGUUUUUGGUGCCCGAGACGAAGAGGUUGACGCUGGAGGAGAUGGACAUCAUCUUUGGCUCUGAAGGGACCGCAGCAGCCGAUUUUGAAAGAAUGGCCGAGAUCAACAACGAAAUCGGCCUUUCUCGCAUCCUUCGAGCCGAAAGCUCCAACACGACAGGCACUCCCUACGAAACCCUGCCAGAGAAGGGCAACGCCAGUGAUCACUCCGAGCGUAUCCAGGCUGUUUGA